UGAGUCAGCUCUGCCCAGCCUUUGACCCCCAUGAGACUAGGAUUUGAACUGGCCUCCUUCGAGCACCCCCUCUGAGGUGAGUCAGCACACCCCACCUGUCUGUCAGGGCAGACAGUGCUCCCACAAGGCAGGAGCCCAGGUAUCACCUGGCCCUUUAGCCCCACAAAAGACAAAUCAAACUCUGGGGUCAUAGGGUCUGUGAAUACAGCAGGGAAUAUACACACACUGCCUCCUAGAGAAAAUUGCUGGGUAGGGGACAAGGAGCAAAGUCCUGUCAUAGGAGGAGCUAAAACGAGCAUUUACAGUGACUGAACAGAGGCAAAAAGCCAGUGCCCAGAGGAAUCAGCAACCAGAGUUAGUGCCAUGGAUGCUGUGAUCCGACUCCUGCAGCUGCUGGUGCUGCUCCUGACCCUGCCCCUGCACCUCAUGGCUCUGCUGGGCUUCUGGCAGCACCUAUGUGAAACUUACUUCCCCUAUCUGAUGGCUAUACUGACUGCCAAAACCAAUCGCAGGAUGGAGAGCAAGAAACGGGAGCUCUUCCACCAGAUAAAGAAGCUCAUGGAAACCUCUGGGAAAGUGACCAUGUUGGAGCUGGGCUGUGGCACGGGUGCCAACUUCCAGUUCUACCCACCUGGCUGCAAAGUCACCUGCCUAGAUCCCAAUCCCAACUUCGAGAAGUUUUUGACAAAGAGCAUGGCAGAGAAUCGGCACCUCCAGUAUGAGCGGUUUGUCGUGGCUCCUGGUGAGAACAUGAAACAACUGGCCGAUAGUUCCAUGGAUGUGGUGGUCUGCACACUGGUCCUGUGCUCUGUGAAGAGCUCAAAGAGAGUCCUGCAAGAAGUCCAGAGAGUUUUGAGGCCGGGAGGGCUGCUGCUGUUCUGGGAGCAUGUGGCUGAGCCUCGUGGAAGCUGGGCCCAUAUGUGUCAGCAAGUUUUGGAGCCCACCUGGAAACAUAUCGGGAAUGGCUGUCACCUCACCAGAGAGACCUGGAAGGACCUUGAGAAUGCCGGGUUCGCUGAAGUCCAAAUGGAAUGGCAGCCCCCUCCCCUCAAAUGGUUACCUGUUGGGCCCCACAUCAUGGGGAAGGCCAUAAAGUAAACUUUUCCUCAAGCCUUCAGGAUAACCAUUCAUUCCCUCCCCAGCCUCCACUCACCAGCCAAGGCUAUCGUCUCCUGAAAGAAGUCUGUACAUCAUCUUUAUAAUAAAUUUUUU
Perognathus longimembris pacificus (Pacific pocket mouse) is the source of this 1212-nucleotide messenger RNA. It is a transcript of the gene Tmt1b, whose product is annotated as methyltransferase like 7B. Lineage: Eukaryota; Metazoa; Chordata; Mammalia; Rodentia; Heteromyidae. The record is from RefSeq and is a predicted model, not a curated record. Gene Ontology annotation, molecular function: S-adenosylmethionine-dependent methyltransferase activity. The transcript is spliced from 2 exons. The coding region runs from base 364 to 1098 and encodes 244 amino acids.